AGCUUUUUUUGCCUCCAGCCUCCUUGUCCUUGCUUGCAUCACUGCACCAGGUCGCCUUGAUCUCCCCAGCGAGCUGCCGACCUCCACCGUAAACGCGGCAGCCUCAGCUAUAAGCGCAGCUCAUCAAACACCACAAGAAGGCUUGCUGCUACUUUGCAAUGAACUAGCUCACCAGUCACCAGAGGCAACCGGCUCCCCAACCCAAAGUGCCGUCGACAGCAUCUCCAAGUUUUCAAGCAUCAUCUUCAAGUGGGUUUAGAUCAGACUGUUGGACUUCCAGUGUCAAGGCUUCUUGUUGUUGAGUACCUCUCAAGCUCCAACCCCCAGCGGCCAGCAGCAGAAAUGGCGGAGGCCUUACUCCAUGUUGUUUCAAAGAUUGGUGCCACAUUAACGGAGGAAACCACAAAGGCUGUGAUAGCCAAGCUAUCAGACAAAGUUAAGAACCUUAAGGAAUUGCCAGAGAAAGUUGAGGAAAUAGGGAAAGAAUUUAAGGCGAUGAGUAUUGUUGUAAAGCAAUUUAGUACACCAGGUCAUAGCGAUGAGCUUGUUAAAGACUGGAUUGGAGAGGUGCGGGAUAUGGCCCACCGUGUUGAGGAUGUAAUGGAUAAAUAUUCAUAUCAUGCUCUUAAAUUGGAGGAAGAAAAUACCAUGAAGAAGUUCUUCUCCAAAGCUUAUUAUGUCAAAGUUUUCAGUGAGAUUGCUGAUGAGAUUAUCCAGAUAGAGAAGAAAAUUGAAAAUGUUGUCAAGCGGCGAGAUCGGUGGCUGCAGCUGACACAGCUUAUUCCUAAUCCACUUGCUGAUAUUGAAAGAAACACACCACGGAUCAGUUUCCGUGAAGUUGUACAAGCUGAUAUUGUGGGGAUUGAACACAACAGAAGACAGGUGACUGAAUGGCUGUACUCUGACAAACAAGAUAGCAUAGUGAUUACAGUAUCUGGAAUGGGUGGACUAGGAAAAACCAUCCUGGUCGCAAAUGUGUAUGAGCAGGAGAAGAUCAACUUUACCACUCAUGCUUGGAUUGUUGUGUCUCAGACCUAUGGUUUGGUUGAUUUGCUGAGAAAAAUGCUUAGGAAGAUUGGGGACCAAGAACAUUCACAUUCACAGCUAAUGGAUUUGGAUACCCAUGACUUGGAAGUAAAAAUAAAAGAAAGGCUAUCAGGUGGAAACUGUUUGUUUGUAUUAGAUGAUGUUUGGAAUCGAGAAGCAUACACUCAGAUAAUGGAUGUAUUCCAGAACCUCCAAGCAUGUAGAGUUAUAAUCACAACAAGACAGGAACAUGUGGCUGCACUUGCUCAACCAAGACAUCAACUCAAACUCAAACCAUUGGAACACAAUGAUGCAUUUAACCUUUUCUGCAGAAAGGCUUUCUAUAACCGCAUGGAAUGCAAGUGCCCUCAGAACCUUGAGAAGCUGGCUAAUGCUUUAGUGGAUAGAUGCCAAGGCCUGCCACUUGCAAUUGUAUCCAUAGGUGGUAUGUUGUCUUCACUGCCAGCAACAGAAUACGUUUGGAAUGAGACGUACAACCAACUUCGGGGUGAGCUAGCAAAUAAUGAUCAUCUUCGUGCAAUUCUAAAUCUGAGCUACCAUGACACACCUGGAGAACUGAGGAAUUGCUUCUUGUAUUGUGGUCUGUUCCCAGAGGAUCAUAAAUUCUCACGGGAAAGCCUUGUGAGGCUGUGGGUUGCAGAAAGUUUUGCCGUGCCAAAAGAACAAAGCACAGCAGAGGAGGUGGCUGACAGAUAUCUCCGAGAACUGAUUCAAAGAAACAUGCUGGAAGUUGUCGACAAUGAUGAGCUAGGCAGGGUUAGUACCUGCAAGAUGCAUGACCUUGUGCGUGAGCUGGUGCUUUCUAUUUCCAAAGAGGAAAAGUAUGGUUGUGCAUAUGAUUUUUCAAGCAUGUCUCAAAUGGACAAGGAUGUUCGUCGUCUGUCGUCAUGUGGAUGGAAAGACAAAAUUGCAGUAAAAGCAAAUUUCCCACGUCUUCGAACCCUAGUGGCACUUGGAAUAAUUUCAUCGCCUUCUCAGUUGUUAUCACCAAUUUUAUCUGAAUCCCACUAUCUUACUGUCCUUGAGCUGCAAGAUUCUGAAAUAACCGUAGUGCCAGCGUCCAUAGGAAAUUUGUUUAAUCUGCGCUACAUUGGUCUGCGCCGCACAAGGGUCAAGUCACUCCCGGAGUCUAUUGGGAAGCUCUCAAACCUCCUCACCCUGGACAUCAAGCAAACAAAAAUAGAGAAGCUGCCACGAGGGAUUGUUAGGGUCAAGAAGCUGCGGCACCUUCUAGCUGAUAGAUAUGAUGAUGAGGAGCAGUCAAAGUUCCGGUAUUUCAUCGGAAUGCAAGCACCAAAACAGCUAUCCAAUUUGGAGGAUCUGCAGACUCUUGAGACCGUGGAAGCCAGCGAGGACUUGGCUGAGCAGCUGGUGAAACUUACAAAACUACAGAGUGUGUGGAUUGACAAAAUACGUGCUGUUGACUGUGCAAAUCUUUUUGCUACACUUUCCAUGAUGCCACUUCUUUCUAGCUUGCUACUCUCUGCAAGUGAUGAGAAUGAGGAACUUUGCCUGCAAGCUCUCAAGCCAGAAUCUGAAAAACUCCACAGGUUGAUAAUCAGAGGAUGUUGGGCAGACAAGACAUUAGAGUGCCCCAUAUUUCUUGACCAUGGCAGAAAUCUGAAGUAUCUAGCUAUAAGCUGGUGUGGACUUAAGGAUGAUCCAUUCAAGUUGCUUGCUCCAUAUGUGCCGAACCUAACCUAUCUUAGCCUUAACAGGGUGUGUAGUGCAAACACCCUAGUUCUUUAUGAGGGGUGCUUCCCACAGCUAAAAACGCUUGUCUUGAAGCACAUGCCUGAUGUUUGCGAGCUGAAGAUCAGUGAUCGUGCCCUUCCACAGAUUGAAGGUUUAUAUGUUGUGACACUUCAAAAACUUAACAAGGUUCCCCAAGGCAUCGAAUCCCUUCGCUCCCUGAAGAAGCUACGGCUGCUGCAUCUGCACCAGGACUUCAAAGCUCAGUGGCAUAUGAACGGAAUGCAGCAGAAAAUGCAUUAUGUUCCAGAGCUGCUCAUCUAGAAGUGUGACUUAGGUUCCAGAUGCGCUGGCAUUAGUUUGUGGCAUAUCUACUUGUAACUAUUAUGCAAAUUGUUGAGUCCUCUAUAAGCCAUCGGUUAUUGGCAUUGUCAGUAAACCUGUGUAGCAUCUAUAAUAUGAACUAGAUUUGUAAUGCUCCAAUAAACCCUUAAAUUUGGAAUUGUUUUGACAUCAGGUUGUACAAGUUGUACUGUGGUUUUGAUUUGUGGUAUGAUCCCCAUGCAAGAACCUGGACCUUGUGUACUGAAUUGCAUAAUGUAAUAAAUUAUUUAUCUUGUCACUA
This is a messenger RNA of Sorghum bicolor (sorghum), 3364 nucleotides long. Its product is annotated as disease resistance protein RPM1. The transcript has 3 exons. Bases 343 to 3063 code for a protein of 906 amino acids. Gene Ontology annotation, biological process: defense response to other organism. Gene Ontology annotation, molecular function: ADP binding. The record is from RefSeq and is a predicted model, not a curated record. Lineage: Eukaryota; Viridiplantae; Streptophyta; Magnoliopsida; Poales; Poaceae.